UCCUGCUCCCCGCCCCUCUUCGCCCUCCCGUGAAGUGAGGAAACGAAAGGCCGCCUCUUUCUCUUUUGGUUUCCUCGGCUUCCAGCGUGGGGAGCGCGCCGGGGACGCAGGCCUAGCUUCGUCUGAGCCGGCUCUGCACGCGCGUCGGGACCGGGGGUUUCCUCGCCUCACACUGGUCGGGACCAGCAAACUUGUAGCGGCGGCGACCUCUCGGCCCUGAACCGGGCUUCGGGACGACGGAGAAGUGACUUCUUACUCUUUUUUCCCCCCUUCUCUUCUCUCCCCCUGCCCCUCCUCCCCCUCCCGUUCUUCCUGCGCGUGGUCCCUCUGGGAAGGCGGCCGCGUGCGGCCAGCCAUGCAUUAGGCAGGCCUCCCCUAUGCCCUCGGAGAUUGCGGACCCGCCGGUCGUCACCGCCUGCCGCCUUCGGCUCAGCCCGAACCGGAGCCGCCGCUCGUCCUAGGCCGGGGAGGCGAGAAGCCGGGGGAGCGGCCAUGUGGGGCUAGCCGGAGCCGCGCUUGGGCUGCAGCACAACCGGCAAUAUGGAGGGGGCCGUCGGCGCCCCAGACGGCGGGGACCAGGGCGGCGCGGGGCCCUACGAGGACGCGACGCCCAUGGACGCCUAUCUGCGGAAACUGGGCUUGUAUCGGAAACUGGUGGCCAAGGACGGGUCGUGCCUAUUCCGGGCCGUGGCGGAGCAGGUGUUGCACUCCCAGUCUCGUCAUGUUGAAGUCAGAAUGGCCUGUAUUCGCUAUCUUCGAGAGAACAGAGAGAAAUUUGAAGCGUUUAUUGAAGGAUCAUUUGAAGAGUAUUUAAAACGUUUGGAAAAUCCACAGGAAUGGGUUGGACAAGUGGAAAUAAGUGCCCUUUCUCUUAUGUACAGGAAAGAUUUUGUAAUUUAUCAGGAACCAAAUGUUUCUCCUUCACAAGUAACUGAAAAUAAUUUUCCUGAAAAGGUAUUACUGUGUUUUUCAAAUGGGAACCAUUAUGAUAUUGUCUAUCCCAUAAAGUAUAAAGAAAGCUCUGCUAUGUGUCAGUCUCUCAUUUAUGAAUUGCUGUAUGAGAAGGUAUUUAAAACAGAUGUUAGUAAAAUCUUGAUGGGUCUAGACUCCUCUGAAGUGGCCGAUAAAAACAACAGUGAUAUAUCAGAUUCAGAAGAUGACAAUUGCAAGAUUAAAAGUACCACCGCCAAUGAUGUGAAUGGAUCUAAAGCUUUGUCAGGCAAUCAGCAUCCAAAUAACAAUGGGGACUCUGCUAGUCCUCCUUUGUCUAGAAAGGUUCUUAAAUCACUCAAUCCAGCGGUUUAUCGAAAUGUAGAAUAUGAACUUUGGCUGCAGUCUAAACAAGCUCAACAAAAACGUGAUUAUUCCAUUGCUGCUGGCUUACAGUAUGAAGUUGGAGAUAAAUGCCAAGUUAUGUUAGAUCACAAUGGAAAAAUUUCUAAUGCAGAUAUUCAAGGGGUUAACUCUGAAAAUGGACCAGUUUUACCAGAAGAACUUGGAAAGAAACCCUCACCAAAGAACAUCAAGACACCAACCCCGGAAAGCUGGAACACAGUGCCAGGGAAGAAGAUGAGAAAGCCUUCCACAUCUGGACAAAAUGUUCAUUCUGACAUGGAUUACAGAGGGCCAAAGAACACAAGCAAGCAAAUAAAAACCCCAUCAGCACUACCUCCUCGAUUACAGCAUCCUUCGGGAGUAAGACAGCAUGCAUUUGCUGGUCAUUCUUCAGGGUCCCAGUCUCAGAAAUCCUCCAGUGAGCACAAAAAUCUUAGCAAGACACCUUCACAGAUCACUAGAAAACCCGAUCGUGAGAGAGCUGAGGAUUUUGAUCACACAAGUCGAGAAUCUAAUUAUUUUGGCCUCUCUCCAGAGCAACGCAGAGAGAAGCAAGCUAUGGAAGAGUCUCGCUUACUUUAUGAGAUUCAGAACAGAGAUGAACAGGCUUUCCCUGCUCUUUCCAGCCCUUCCGUCAGUCAAUCAGCUUCUCAGAGUAGCAACCCAGGCACCCAGAGAAAGUCAUCUCAUGUGAAUGACAGGAAAGGAAGUAGACGGAGAGUGGAUACCGAAGAACGAAAAGAUAAAGAUCCCGUCCACGGGCAAAAUCACUUGGAUAAGAAACCCGAGCCAAGCACAUCAGAGAAUAUUGGCAGUGAUAAAUGUGCAAGAAUUUCAUCACCAUCAAAGUCAAAGAGAUUGGAAUCCUCAUCUCCUAUAGAACAAUUGUAUGCAUUUUUUGUAGGUGUUCCUGCUCAAAUUCCUGUUUUGUCAGUGACACAGACUCUGACCACGGGACCUGAUUCUGCUGUGUCACAAGCUCAGUUAGCACCAUCGCCAGUUCCUGUUUCAAUACAGGCCGUUAACCAGCCCUUAAUGCCUUUGCCUCAGACACUGAGCCUUUACCAGGACCCACUCUAUCCUGGUUUUCCUUGUAAUGAAAAAGGAGAGCGAGCCAUUGUACCACCCUACUCACUGUGUCACACUGGGGAGGACCUGCCUAAAGAUAAGAACAUUCUUCGAUUCUUCUUCAAUCUUGGUGUGAAGGCUUACAGUUGUCCUAUGUGGGCUCCACAUUCUUACCUGUAUCCUUUGCACCAGGCCUACAUGGCAGCCUGCAGGAUGUACCCAAAGGUCCAUGUCCCUUUGUAUCCUCAUAGCCCUUGGUUCCAAGAAGCUCCUCCUACUCAGAAUGAAAGUGAUUGUAGUUGUGCAGAUGCACACUUUCCUAUGCAGACUGAGGCCAGUGUUAAUGGUCAGAUCCCACCAGCAGAGAUUGGACAGCCAACGUUUUCUUCACCUCUGGUUAUCCCUCCACCCCAAGUGUCUGAAAGUCAUGGACAUUUGUCUUACCAGCCUGAUCUUGAAACCGAGAACCCUGGGCACCUUCUUCAUGCUGAAUAUGAAGAGUCGAUGGGUGGCAAGAAUAUGUUCCCACAACCAUCCUUUGGGCCGAAUCCAUUCUUAGGCCCAGUUCCCAUUGCACCUCCUUUCUUUCCUCAUGUUUGGUAUGGCUACCCAUUUCAGGGAUUUAUCGAAAAUCCAGUAAUGCGGCAGAAUAUUGUCCUGGCCUCUGAUGAGAAAGGAGAAUUGGAUUUGCCCCUGGAAAAUCUGGAUCUGUCUAAAGAAUGUGCUUCAAUUUCAGUAGUUGAUGAGUUUCAGGAGGCUAGUGGUGAAGGUCCACUCCCUGUCCCGGAAGCAGUUAUGACCAGUAAGCAUGAAGGCCGGGUGGAGCAGUCAUCCCAGACACCUAAGGCAGAUCUGGCCCUGGCUUCCACCCCUUCUGCAGCAGAGGGAAAGGCUCAUCUUCCCACUCAGAUUCUAAACCGAGAGAAAGCAACCUCUAUUGAACUUGAACCUAAAAGGACCAUUUCAAGUGUAAAAGAAAAGCCAGAAAAAGUGAAGGACCCUAAAAUUGUCCCUGAUGUAGUUAGCCCUGGGGCCAACUUGGUGGAUAGUAGAGUACAAAGACCAAAAGAAGAGAGUUCAGAAGAUGAAAAUGAAGUGUCUAAUAUUUUAAGAAGUGGCAGAUCCAAGCAGUUCUAUAAUCAGGCUUUUGGAGGCAGAAAGUACAAAAGUGAUUGGGGUUAUUCUGGCCGGGGAGGGUAUCAACAUACAAGAAGUGAGGAGUCCUGGAAAGGACAGCCACACCGAAACCGUGAUGAAGGUUAUCAGUACCAUCGCAACACCCGAGGACGGCCGUACAGGGGGGACAGGAGGAGGUCCGGGAUGGGAGAUGGCCAUCGGGGACAGCACACUUGAUACUUGCAGCUGAAGUGUUGUCAAGCAGACACCAAUGGGUGCAAUGUUUUCUGAAGGCUUUUAAAAAGUUGAUUAAAAUAAAAACCCAAAUUGGAUUCAUCGUCUCCCCUUCCAUCGUGAACAAGAGAUCUUGGACACGAGUUCAAAGGGGCAGAUGAGUUCCCAGUAUGGCCAUCUUCAUUCAAAAGCUUCAUUUAUCGGGUGACUGUCCCCCCCCCAAUGAAAAAGAGGAAAAGCUAAGUAUCUUUUAUAAACAGCUUGAUAUAAACAUAGAUUUAGUGUUUGAUUUUUUUUUCCUUGUAUGAUAUGUUUGACUUCAAAUGUUGGAAAAAUGUGCUUUAUAUAGUGUUUAUUAAAUUGGCAGAAAAAUGUACCAUUUGACACACUAUAGAUUCCAAAACAUAACGUUGCACCAAAUAGAAAUGUCUAUUUUAUUAUUCAAUGCCUUAGUAAAAAACUGGGCUCAAACAAUUCUCAGCCUCAAACACUGUUUUUUGAAAUGCUUCCAACCCAAAGGCCUUUCAUCUCAAUAUCUGUCAAACUUGAAUACUGUCUUCUCUUUAAUAUUACACAUAAGGCAGCCUAUUAUCCUGUGUAUUAGAAAUGUAUAUAGUCCUUUUAAUAUACAUAAGGGUAUAUUUUUGAAUUUUGGUGAGUAUUUGUUGAAUAUGGGGUUGCAGAUAGAAUAGGUAGACAUUUAAGAAACAAGAAAUCCUUAGAAAUUCCCACCAAGAAUUCUUAGCACUGGUGUAAAUAUCAUGGUGCCUAUUAGAAAGAAAUGUAGAUGCUAUGCAUUUUGAAUAAACCUGCAUCUGUUCAAGCUGCAGACAUUUUUAAAUGCCACUUUAACACUAAUGCACUGACAGAGUCUAAAUAUUUUGUGAGAAGAAAUGCAAACAUUUUUAGUUUGACAAGGUUUCUAUGGAGUUAACUCUUUUUUUCCAUUUUGAAUUUCUUUUCUCCUUGCGCCAUUGGUUAUGUGUAGGCCUUUACCAUUUGCAUGUUUGGACUUGUCACAGAUGGAACGAUUGUGACUUUCAGUGUGUUAUUUUUCUUCUCUCUAGAGGAUGCUGCUAGCGAUGGUUUUGCUUUUCAUUUUACAGUUUAUAACCCCUAGGCAACAUGCCUCUGACCCCGCUUCCUCUCCAAUCUCUGCAGUAUUCCUAGCAGUUGCCCUUGCAAGGUGUUGUCUCUGCUCCUGCAAGGUUUGACUCUGAAUUGACACAGUUUCAUUCAUCUGUGUUAUUUGGGGGAAACUUUCUGUAGCAUAUAUUUCCUAUUUGUACAUAACAAUGUGAAAAACUUCCCUUUUUUAUGUUAAAAGAUGACCUUUUGAUCAGGAAGCUUUGAGUGCUAUGCAAAAUAACGUAGUAGUAAUUUCUUCUGCUUAUAAUAUACUAAGCCCCAAAUCGAUGUGUAGUGGCUUUUUAAAAAUAGAUUACUUUAAAAGCAUACAGUUCACUUGAAAUUGACAAACUGAAGCAGUUAUGUUUCCUGGGUUCUCUGUAACCUACAGAAAUAUUUGGAUUCAAGCUAGGCUAAGUGAAUCUCCACUGUACUGUAAUAAUGGUUAUUUACCUCUGUGCUGUAUUAAUUACCUAAUGUCUGUGUAACUGCUGAUUUGAGUAGUGAUUAGCAUUUAGAUGUUUUGUAACAUAGAACUUUUAGAGUGCACUUUGAAAGAUAACAUUUUAUUAUGAUGGUGCUAGGUAAAAAAAAUUGUAAAAAUUGGGAUGGUUGUAAGGAAAGAAAAAAUUCCCGAAAGAACCUGUUGGUAGGAAUUUCUGUUGUUACCUUUAAGCUAGAAUAUUGUUGGAGGUACUACUUUCCAUCAUUUGUUGUAACACCAGUUGAAUAUGGAAUGAGUAAGACCGCUGGAGGGUUCUUCACUUUUCCCCGCCCAGGCUUAUAUAAUGAGUAGGUUUAGUUUACCUGGUAUUUUUCCUGAAAAUCACAUUUGGAUGGGAACGCAGAUUUAAGAAUUUGAUAGGUUAAUCUCAGGAGUCUAAAAGAGUUGCUGUUUUGAGUUUCAUUUUCUUGACUGGGCUAUGUUCCCAGUCACUGGACUGUCUAAAGAGUGGAUUGGACAGAAUGCUGUUCUUUUCAUCAUUGUUCGCUGCCUUACCUCAAUCGGUGGUAACAGUACGUUACAGCUCCUGAAGGAAGAGUGCUGGCAGAGAAGUUCAGCAGAUGGACUUGACUUGGUCGCCUCUGGAAUAAAAAAUCGUUUGAGUCUUGACAAUGUUUGCAUGCAGGUGUUUUGUUUCUUUUAAAUCCAGGGAAUUCUUGCCUUAUCCUGAGGUCAACCGAGGACAAGUAAACUUGUGUCUUCCUUCAUUUUAAUUGACAAGAGUAAUUCUUUUAUAUUUAUACAAGAUGCAAAAUUGGAGAAUUUGAGAAUAGGUUGUGGUUGGCAGUUGUGGAGCUUCAAUGGAGAUCAUACACCUUUUGAACAAAUGUUUAGACUGACCAAAACUCACUUCUUUUAGUUAGGUGCUUUUGCUGUCCCCUGUCCCUUCCCUUUUAGUAUUAUGUAUCUUUCUCUUUGUCAAGUCCAUUUCCUCAGAAAUCUGCAGCUCCUUCUUGCCCCCGUGACAGCAGGACACCGGCAUCUUUGGGGUCUUUGUGCUGCCUGCUCUCCUAACUAGUGUGCUUGCUCACAUGCAUGGCAGACGUAAGCUGACCUUGUCUUGACGGCACGAGUAGGCUUUCCCAAACCACUGUGCUGAUACUACUUAUUUGAUGCAAACUCUAAUUUUGCAGUGUGCUGUUUCUUUUGUGACUGAAGGUUGAAUUAAAAUGCCUGUGAGCUGCAAACUUGCUUCAGAUUGACUUGGUGCAAUAAAGUUCCUUUCUAACCUUUUCUGGUUUAGAAAACAUUCAGCCAUCCUAGAGACUUAGCAAUAUUUAUUUUUGCCUCCUUUGUUUUAUCUACAGUUUUGGAAGAGUUGAAUUUUUUGCCUUUCACUAAUGGGUACUAAGCAAGGUCCAUUCUAGUGUAGCUGAAGAUAAUGCACAUUUGGCUACACUAUUUCUGUUUACUGUUUUUUGCUCCCUGUUUUAUGCCCAAAUACUGUUGUGUUUUUGUUAAGAAUCUUAAUGGCUCAGUUCCAGUGUAUCAGUUUCAAAGAAGUAAGAUUUUGUACCAGUGUCAACUAUUUACUUUCCCACUAAUUAGGAUUAUUUUUUUAAAGGGACCCCACCUCUUCUCUCAGUACAAGUUUUGGAAGAUUCUAGAAAAGGGGCGGGUGCAUGUCUUAAUGCUGAGAAACGGCUUUAGGGUUGAAUUUACUUGAAUGGAUUAAAAAUUAUUGUUACAGUUAGAAACAGUGUAUGUAUGAGAAAUGAUAAUAGCCUUACACUGAGUACAAAUAAUACUUAAAAGCAUGUGAAGAUGUGAUCAUUUGUGAUGUUACUUGUUAAAAAAAGUAUACAUAUCUUUUGAAGUGUUGAAAAGAAAAUAGUACUUUAUAUUCUUUAUCAUAUCACUUUUUGUAAGUGUUCAAUAUAUUCCUGUUUAUUUUUCUAUGUUCUGUUUUGUAGCCUUAAGAAGUGUUUCAAAAAUAUCUGAAUGUAUAAAAGAGUAAAUGCCCUACAUGGUGUGAUGCUGCAUUAUAUAUAAAAUUGUGUGCAUACAUUAAA
Messenger RNA from Echinops telfairi (small Madagascar hedgehog), 7398 nucleotides. RefSeq names its product OTU deubiquitinase 4 (gene OTUD4). Gene Ontology annotation, molecular function: cysteine-type deubiquitinase activity; K63-linked deubiquitinase activity. Gene Ontology annotation, biological process: negative regulation of toll-like receptor signaling pathway; protein deubiquitination; regulation of protein K48-linked deubiquitination. The transcript is spliced from 20 exons. The record is from RefSeq and is a predicted model, not a curated record. Lineage: Eukaryota; Metazoa; Chordata; Mammalia; Afrosoricida; Tenrecidae. Bases 541 to 3756 code for a protein of 1071 amino acids.